This is a messenger RNA of Vitrella brassicaformis, 3462 nucleotides long. The record is from the annotation of a GenBank genome assembly. NCBI's taxonomy places the organism in Eukaryota, Vitrellaceae.
CCCAGACAGGCAGACAAGAAGGCCCUCACACGCACUGCACAUGACCCAUACAUCCAUCCAUUCAAUGCAUGCACAAACAUGAUCAGGAGCCACCUCAGUGCUCAACCAAUCUGUCCUCACACGUAGGUAUGAGCGGUGCGUCAGUCAGUCCGUCACCCACAGGCUCAACGUUUCACAGCAAAUAAUCGCUCCCCCCAUCCCAUCCGUCCGUCCCUCACCCACAGAUGCCGCUGCCAGAGCAUCGUGCCAAAUGCAUCCAUCCCAUACAUAUCAUCGCUCCAAGCUGAAAACCCCACACAUCCAUGCCAUGCAAGCACAUUCAGUCUCGCUAAGCUAAGGUGCAUGGCAUGUCUGUAAGGGAAAAAAGCAGAUUGACGUACUGACAAAGCUAGGGAGGGAUUCACUCGGAAAAAACCCAUCGAUCGAUCGUUGGUCGGUUGCUCUCUCUGGGGAUGGAUGGUCGCAGCCGACGCAGAUAGAUAGACAUGUGGCGAAAACCCACGCGUAUGCGCGCAGGAGCAGGCAGACAUGUCUGUCCCCUCUCUUAUUCUCUCUUUCCUUGCUGGCUGGCUGACUGACAGCAACUCGAUUACAUAACAUACACAUACAUACAUCUUUCAAAUGACACCCCCUCCCCCCCCCCUCCCUCACUCAGUCACUCGCUGCAGCCAGCCGCCCCACUCGCACAGACAUGCAAACAUACAUACACACAUACAUACACACACAUGCACACAUGCACACAGGUAGGGUAGAGGUACGUACAAGCUAGGUACACAUACACAUACACACACAUGAACAAAUUCGUCAACCCACCCGUUCGUCCAUCCAUCCACCAAUCCACCGACCAAUCCUCUAUCUAUCGCUCUCUCACCGCCGUCCGUCUCGGUGUGCCAGCUUUGUGGCCCGCCCCACACGCAAAGGAGUGCAUUGCAUAUGAAUGCGGUGUCCGUAAGGUAGCUACUCAACAGCUAGGCGCCUGUCUGUCGGUACGUGUGUGGUGGGGUGGGGUGGGGUGGGGUGGGGGGGUGAGUAAUUGCUGCGUGACCGACCCAUUUGGGGAUCAAGGUGGCCGCAUCAUUGCAGGUGGGAUGAGUAGUGAGGCCCGGCCCGCCCUUCGAUUUAUGCUGCAUCGUGUUUGGGCCUCUGUGCUUCGAGCGUCUUGUUGCAGUCGCGCGGGUCCAGCAGGUUGUCCAGAGGCCACCACGCUAGGUGCGCAAACUGAUCAAGGAAGGUACCACACACACAUGAUGAUGAAGGAACAUCGCCCUGUCUGUGUUGCCAUCCAUAUUCUCUCUGUAUGUGUGAGUGCUGUCCUCACGUAAAGGAGGAUGGGCUCGGGCAUGCACCGCGACACCACGUCGAUGAAGAACGAAAACCCGCCAGGGGCCGCGAGGCGUGCACCCUUCAUCAGCCGCCGCACACCGAACGCAGCGACCUUCUCGGUCUUCUCCGUCAGCAUGUCGUGCGCUGAUCGACAGGUCGAUGGAUGGAUAGAUGCCAAGAACGAAGAGACAGACACACAAAUCUGCUAGUGCUGGCGGUGCUGUGGGUGUGUGCUGACUGACCAAUGAGGGCGUUUUCCGCCUCGCCGGCGAAGAGGGACGACUUGGUGCCGGGGGGCUAAACACACACACACACACAGAGGGGAGAGAGAGAUGCACGAGAGCACCAUAUGAGUGGGAGUGCCAUCUGUCGCUGCUCCUUCCUCGCCGUACCGUGAGGCAUGUGACGCCCACGCCGUGAGGGCGCAGCUCGUAGCCCACUGACUGGGACAGACUCACCACAAAUGCCUGGGUGAAGGGAUGGAUGGAGGAGUGUGUGCAAAGGGGGAGAGGAUGUAAGGGCGCACGAGACGAGAAGAGGCCUCCCUCGAUAGAUAGUCGUUACGUACGUACCUUGGUAGCAUGGUACAUGGCGCAGCUUGGACCGGGUAGCCAUCCCACCACCGAGGCGUUGUUCAGUAUCCUGCCGCACCCACGCCUGCAUCCACAGACACACAGCAGAUGAGAUGAAGAGGGGAUGACCACCGCGUGUGUGCGUGUGUGUGGAUGAGCGUGUGUGUAACGCGACGCACUUGGCCAUGUCUUCUCCAAAGAGGCGCAUGAGUAUGGCGUAUGAGAUGGAGUUGAGCUGGGUCAUCGACAUGAUGCCACUCAGCUCCUCAGAGAGGUAGGCCGAGCGGUUCAGACGACCAGCGUUGUUCACCUGCCAUCACGCCAUACACAGACCAACAUGGCCAUCCAUGUGCGUCUGCCUCUCUGCACACGGAUGUGUGUUUGUCUCUCUGUGCGUGUGUGUACCAGAAUGGCCACGUGGUGGUCGUCUCCCUUUGUCAGCAGCAGGUCGUUCACGUCACGAUGAAGCUUCUCAGCGCCACCCGCAACACCUGUCGUCGACACAAACACACACACACAUAAUACGCGCGACACACAGAGAUGCUCUGGGUGCUCUUCGUCAGCCUACCGAGGUCGGCGGGGAGGGUGAGCACCUUGACGCUGUACUUCUCGGCGAGAGCCUCGGCAGCCUCAGUCAGCUUGGAUUGGUUGCGCGCAGCUGAGCGACCCACACCAGACACAGACACAUCGAUCGACAUGUCAUGUGGCAGUUAGUUCGUCUGUGUGUGUUUGCGGACCUAGAAUGAGGUUGAACUUCCUCUUGGCGAGCUCCUCCGAGAUGGCCCGACCGAUGCCGUGACCGCCGCCCGUCACCAAGGCAUACCUACACAUCAGACACACCAGGGCGUGUCCCCGGGAUACUAUCGCAGCCGCUUGUCCGUCCGUACUUUUCGUCGCUGGGUUUGACUGGGGGCAGCCUCUUGGUGCCGUUUGUGCAGGGCAUGAUCCAACACAGAGGCAUCGUCAGCCACCAAAACAGCUGAUGACAGUCACACACACACACACACACGCACCGUCAAAUCGGAACGUACACCCAGCCACUCAUAUAUCCACAUGGUCUGUCUGGUGGGUGAACACACCAGCGUACGUACCUGAUCGACGAGGAAAGUGACGAGGGCGAGGGGUAUCCACACGGUGCCGUAGAUGAGCGUCAGGCCAAUUCGCCAGAGGGACCACCGCAGCAGCGGGUGAGGCAGCGACUUCUCGGGGUCGUAGGCAUCAAACGAACCUGAAUGGUACCACACAGACAGAUAUCCACAACAGACAGACACGCACGUCAACCACCGCCGAGCGAUCUGCGUCCGUGUGUCUGUGUCUGUGUCUGUGUACGGGGCGUACCGGUGACUGAGGUGGAAGACAUCAUGGUCUUGUAGUUGUUUGGCGAGGGCGCCACCGCCAGCCGGGUGGAAGGGGAAGCAUGGCUGACCUCGUCAGGCAUCACCGUGGCAAAGCUGAGCCUAGCGGCGGCAGUCAGACAGAUCCUGGGUCCUUCCCGUUCCUUUUUUCUCGGAGAAGCCUUCGCGACCGCUGUGCGUGGUGGAGUAGUGAGGUCUGCGGCCUUGGUGCG